Molecule: messenger RNA, 1100 nt
Organism: Melanotaenia boesemani (Boeseman's rainbowfish)
Lineage: Eukaryota; Metazoa; Chordata; Actinopteri; Atheriniformes; Melanotaeniidae
Gene: commd7
Product: COMM domain containing 7
Exons: 9
Coding region: 94-693 (199 amino acids)
Biological process (GO): negative regulation of DNA-templated transcription; tumor necrosis factor-mediated signaling pathway
Molecular function (GO): NF-kappaB binding
Source: RefSeq, a predicted model, not a curated record
UAAAACCAGAAGAAGAAGAACCCGGAAGUGGAUUUCAAGUCUCAGCUGUGCUUUUAAAAGUAACUUCCUAAAAAUAAUAAUUAGGUUAACGAAAUGCAGCUUCAUUUCGUUAAAGAUGGAUUACCAGACUCUGUCAGCACCGACUUUCAGAAUCUGAACAAAUUCAACGAUCAGCAAUUUUUUCGUCUGAUUGAAAUUCUGUUCCAGUUCCUCCUGGAGCCUAAAGAGUCUGAGAGAUUCAUGCAGCAGCUCACCGACUUUGCAGGGGAACAUGGGAUGAGUGCUGGACCUCUGAAAAACCUGAUGAAGAGCGUCCUCCUGUUGCCUCAGGGAGCCCUGAAGAAAAACCUGACCAGUGAGCAGAUCAGAGAAGACCUGGUGACACUAGGACUAAAUGAAGAGAAAGCGGCUCAUUUCUCACAGCAGUGGGGCGAGCACUACGCCGUACUGUCCAGACUUGCUCUUGGACGGACUCUGAUGGUCAACCAGUUGGUUGACAUGGAAUGGAAGUUUGGAGUGACCGUUGGCACCAGUGAAAUUCAAAAAGCAGGGAACAUCUUUCUGCAGUUGAAGCUGGUGGUCAGAAAGGGGACUUCCACCGAAAACAUCUACAUGGAACUGACGCUGCCUCAGUUUUACAACUUCCUGCAUGAGAUGGAGCGAGCCAAGGCCAGCAUGGAGGGUUUCAGCUGAGUUACGUUCACGCCUCAUGUUUCUGAUUAUUAUUAAUGCUGGGAUGGGCUCCAGCUUACCCGCGACCCAUAAUGGAAGAAGCGGUACAGAGAAUGAAUGAAAUGAAUGAAUAUUAUGAGUUGAUCUAAGCUGAUUUAUUAUCAGAUGGCUCAUCCAGAAAGCGCAGUUCUAUUUACGUAAUUAUGUAAUUAACUGACAUGCUCAGAUUGGCUCGAGAUGUUGACGGUCAGGAAUGAUUUUAUGGAAUUCUGCCUGUGAGAUCAGGAAAGAUCUGCUCCUUUUUUUCCAAAGUUCGUUUAGAUCAUUUCUGUUUCUUAUAAAUGAUUCUGUGUCUUUGUAAAGUUAGAUGAGACCUCCAAAAUUCAAACCGUUCACAACCCCGUCUCUGCAAAUAAAGAGCAUUUACA